Bombus terrestris (buff-tailed bumblebee) is the source of this 5925-nucleotide messenger RNA. RefSeq lists its product as uncharacterized. NCBI's taxonomy places the organism in Eukaryota, Metazoa, Arthropoda, Insecta, Hymenoptera, Apidae. Gene Ontology annotation, cellular component: membrane. The transcript is spliced from 8 exons. Gene Ontology annotation, biological process: regulation of metabolic process; adenylate cyclase-activating G protein-coupled receptor signaling pathway. The record is from RefSeq and is a predicted model, not a curated record. Gene Ontology annotation, molecular function: phosphatidylcholine binding; G protein-coupled receptor activity. The coding region runs from base 953 to 4147 and encodes 1064 amino acids.
GACGCACCCGACCCCCUCCUGGCGAUUCUGUGGUCCCAGAAGGAAAAACGACGGCUUCAGUCGGCACGCGGCGUCGCGACGCACUCCAUCGUACGCGUUUCGUCCAACCGCGGAACAACGGUCCCCUAUGUGUGUCGAAUCCCAUCGCUCGACUGUGUAACCUCAACAUAAACAACAACACUCGGGGUGAGAACUGCGAUCACGAAAGUUGUGUAAGUGAUUGGUAAACGACUUUUCCUCUUACGUUCGUUGCCACAAACUAUCGCGGACGUUCCUUGAACUUCGAACAACGAGCGACCGUGAACGUCCGUAUUGCGGCCCUCGACCAAUGAAAAAGGAACACGUCGAAUAAUUACCUAAAUAAUUGAAUCAAAGGAUAAUGGAAAACGUGCAGUCGAAUAUAAUCUACUCCGGCCCGUGUACAUGAGGUUUGCCUUUCUUCAACGCUGGACAGGAUUUGUUCCAUUCGUAUCAUCCGCACCUAACAGUGAAGUUCGAGGCAAAGGUGAUGUCGCGCAAGUCGUAAAAGUUGAGGCCAAACGGUGUGAAAAGAAAACGGGCCAAGGUUGUACAUUACCCAAAUCGAGCGAUUUCCGGCCUCCAUUUCCGAUGCGAAACGUAGUCCCAAACCGAUGCUGAUUUCAUGAGGAAUUUAUCGCCAGGACCCUAAAUCAAACGAUUUGAAAUAACGACGUUUCUCCUUUAGUGGCGGAUGUCAAACUUUUACAAUGGCACCGGACGAUUCCUGUAAAAGCACAAAAGAAGGCUUCCGCAUCGAGCGAUACGCCGGAAGUACGAGGUUAUUAUCGGGCAAUUAAAGAUUUUCACGAAAUUUUCAUCAACGUGAUCUGGUGAUUACAUCAUGUCAUUCUACGAGAGACACGUUUACGAGCGGAAUCUCACUUGAAGACGCAGAGCCGAAGGGAAACGCGCGGAAAGCUUUUAAAUUACAAUGUCAACGCCCGCCACGGACCCGCUGCCGUCCACCGUUUCCGGGGAAUUGACGACCGCUCUUAUACCGACGGUUACCAAGAUCGAUACACGGCUGGACGUCAAUCCCGUUUCGGUGGUUUUGGCGAUGUCGAUAGUCUACAUUUUAUCACCGAUCACCGUCGUCGGGAACUCCAUUAUCCUGGCCGCCUUCUAUAGGUACAAAAGGUUACGGACUGCAUCCAAUUACCUACUAGUCUCUUUGGCCGUCAGUGACUUUGGGGUCGGUGUGUUCAUGCCCUUUGGGAUGCAUCUAGAGUUAUCUGGGCUGCCGGAAAAUGGCGUUUCCACGUUGUGCAUCGUACCAUACUGCAUCGUGAUUGCACUGUGCAGCGUGAGCGUGCUGGUGACUGUGGCAAUCGCUGUAGACCGGUUGACGUCGCUUGCGCAGCCCCUCAGGUACAAGAACAUCAUCACUCACAGCAGCAUCGAGAAGUACAUCGCCGUGUUCUGGAUCUACGCGAUCAUUGUCGGUCUCUCGCCUUUGAUCUACGCCAAAAUACCAGGAGAAACUCAACCACACAGUGGCAACUGCAGGUUCGGUGCAGCGGUGCUCCCGCCAGUAAGGGUGUUCCUGGUAGUGGCAGUAUGGGCACCCAGUGCUCUCGUUCUCCUCGGUUGCUACAUGUACGUGUAUCUGGUGGCACGUGCACAUGCACGUGCGAUUUACACGGUAGAACUAUCGUUCAGACACCAGACGCAGACCCUAGCAUUACCGCGCUACGGUCAAACACUAGCAGUCACGGUCGGCGCGUUUCUCAUCUUCUGGCUUCCCUUUCAAACCUGCAUGCUGCUGGAUAUUUUUUGCGGUACCAACAUUCUUACCGAAUGGGCGGUCGUAUGGCUUGGACUGCCCAUUAUGGCGCACAGUGGCGUGAAUCCAUGGAUUUACGCUUUCCAUCACGGCGAAAUGAGAGUUGCAGUGGUUAAGAUUACCAAGAAGCUGGCUGCUUUCAUCGGAGUGACACCCAGCCGUUACGGUUGCUCGCCAAUGAGACGUGGUUCCAAUACGAAUAUGGAAUUAGCCGAGGUGAACAACAGCAACGAUGAUAGAAGGCAUCCUGUGGAAGAUUGUUUCGCUACAAAACAAAACAACACUUUGUACACAAGCAGGCGAGGCCUGGAAGUGUCAGGAAAGCACACAGAUAUCUCACCAGAAAGGAACAUGGAUCAUACGUCUUCUGAGAGUAGACAAGCAGAUAUCGUUGAGGAGAAUAUUCAUGAUCUCACGAAAAUGCUUGAUCUAAAGUACAUCAUCGAUCGGAAUCACAUGAUCGACUCGAAUCACAAUAUCGACAAGAUCAAAAAUCUGAAAUAUCUUCUGGAUCCAACGUUCAAUAAAAUUAGACACCUGAGAAGAUUGAAUCACAAGAGACUUACCAGUAAGAAUUUUUCGAAGGCGUCGGAACCAAAGUUCAUCUCCUAUCAGAAUUUAAAGAGCGACGUAACGUUGAAUCGCAAAGUAUUGCAAAUGAAUACUAUGUCGGACCCCGUGCUAAGCGCUAACAGUCCCAUAGUGCACACGAAAGAUUUCCACAACGAUUUGAGUCCUAUCAAUUGCAAAAGAAGAAAUUCGAAUCUUUGUUCGAUGUCUGAUCCUAAUAUCAAAUCGGCGACCGCAAUCUCUUCAGAGGUGAAUCUUCGACUUCCAACCGGUGGGAACACCACCGAAGUUCAUAGAUACUCUGUACAGAAUUUGGAUCAUAAUAAUAAGUAUGAGGGUGGAUUGGCUAAACACGUUAUACUAUCUCGACAAUUGGAGAAUCAGAAGCGACCUCAAAUUUAUCCACGACCGCAGUUGAAGAUCAAUAGUCCCUUCGAUCGAAACAGUCCGAAUCUAAACCUCAGACUUCAGAACAAUUACACACCGCCGUCCACCCCGGAUAGUACGAGGUCGAGCUUGUUGGAUAACCCAAGGCAGAAGACGUCUCCGAAGCACAUAACAAUUACUUCUAACAAAUUAGCCAAUCUUGUUCAUGUGGAUAAUACUCCGAGGUACUUGGAGCCCAGAACAGAUCCAGCUUCCAAAGUAUUACAAAUGCGAAGGAACAUCGAAAUACUGAAACAUUCCGAAUCGAUCAAUACCAUCGAACCGAUGACGCACGUAAGAUUGUUAGAACCUUACAGAGUCAUGGAGAGUCUGGCAGUACCUACAAUACACUCGGAACCACCGAGUCCCAUAGAUCCACUUCCUCUUGCUCCUCUACAAGAAGAAGACACGAAAAACUCUGAAAUGUCGAAGCCUUCCAUUAGUAUCGAUUGCUUAAAAUCUCCAAUGGGUAAUAGGAGGAGUCCAGUUAGACACUCAGACCCUGUGAUACCAUCCGUCUUGUUGAAUAUUGAAGAUUAUAGCGAAGACCGCGAAUCGAUCAAUAACAAAUCUAGUCACGAUAGUUCCUCAAAUAAUAUGGUAUUGUCGGGUCAAAUAGCACCAAUAGAACCCAUCGAUCUAUUCGAAGCCUUGUUGAAAAACUCAGAAAAGUGCCGAGAAGGGAGAUUACCAGACCCGAUCUUCGCUGAGCAUGAUUCGACGAGAUUCAGCUCGAGAAGACCUUCGGACUCGAAGUGGUCAGAGUCGUCGAGAAGCCAAGAGAUCCUGUCCAACGUAGUCACCGAACAUCAGGCGUUCCCUUCGUCUUACUCGGUAAACAAUUUUCAGGUCUGUAACAGUGGCAGCGAUCUCAACGAUCUGACAUCCCUCGAUCCAUUUAUGUGCCCGGACGCGCUGACAUCGUCGUUACGCGAGUCGUUCUUUAGCGCUCCAUCCGUACCUGAUUCAGAAAUCUUCACAUCGUUCGAAGAAAAUGAAGAAUUCACGCCUGAUUCUGAACACAAUCUGUCUCCUUAUAAUUCCAGAUCGACGAUCAAUUUGAAAAAGUCAGCGAUCGAGGACGAUCUGCAAAGCAAGUCCACGGAGUCUAUGUUUCGAAAUGGUUGUCUAUCGACGAAAUCGUGUGCGAUUUUGAGAUUAGAGCCCUCUUUACAUCGAAAUAGAUUGCGCGUCAAACCAGGAGCGGACUAUAUCCUAAAGGAUAUGUCUAUUAAGAAUUCACAUUUGGCCCCGCUCGCCUCACCGACACCUACAGAAAUCUGCACUCCUACCAUCGAGCUCGUUUCGGAAAUAAAAGGUGACAGUGGUGUCGGUGUCAGAGUAUAGAUUUAUUGUGAAUGCUUCGAAGCAAUUGGUGAAUAGAAUUAAUCGUUCGUUCAGACAAAUAUGGUGAAAUAAAACGAGAAACCUUUGCUUAGAAUUGUUUUUCGAUCGCAAUGUUCUGCUCGUCGAAUUGGAAUUUUUACGGUAUAUAUACCAUGUUGUAUAAUGAUACGAUUACACGUCUGUAUUUUUAUAAUAGCCUGAUGCCUGCAUGGAGAAAUUAUUCUGUCUAUCUUAUUCUAAUGAGACGUACUGAGACGUAGGUUAUUGUGAAAUAAUGGAAUCGAACAUUUCAAGCUGGACUGUGAUAGUACGACGUGUCUUUAGCGAGAUCAUAGAACGAUCACGUGAGAGAGGAAAUUCUAUAAUUGUUUGACGAUAAUUAAUCCUUCAACUCCUAAGAAUAGUUACAAUAAUCAAUUGGACAGAAUGAAGAAACGAAAACUUAAUUUAUUGAGAAACUGCUCCGAAUAAUUUUAUCUGACUUUAAUCUAAGGAGUCCUAGGAUUAAAUUCGUUAUAUAAAUUUGUAAUAUAUUACACGAUUCACAUUGACAUACUUAUGUUAAUAUAAAUAAAAAAAUUCAAAGCGUGAAAUGUCAAAGGAAGAACAUUGACGAAUAAUGUAUAAUUGAUUAAAUUAAUCAUCUACUGAUAAAGCGAGAUCGCUAUUGGACAAGCAACGACGGUUCGAUUUGUAUUUAUAGAUACUCUUUAAAACGUACGUCAUAUUGAUUAUAUUUAUCAAAUUUUGCCUCGCUAAUGGUGGUUGAUUUGGCCAAUACUUAAAUAUAUUUCAGCGUUGUUCAAACGUUACCCGAAACACUGUGCCAAGCGGAUUGCGCAAGAUUUACAAACCUUUCUUUUUUCCUAGAACAAGUAAACGAAGACAGUGAACUAUAAUUACCGUUUAUGUAUGUACCUGAUUAAAAAUUUGCAAGCGAACAAAAGUUUUUCUGACGAAAUAUCGAUGGAUAACGUUUGUUUUUGCACAACCAAUGAGAUCUGUCUCACUUAUACCAUAUUUAAAUUCCACUUCAUACUUACAUUUUCUCUUUCGACUAGUUACUUAAUCAUAUCCAAUUUUAAUUAAUUUAACGCACAUGACUAAUAGUUCAAGAUGAUGAAACGUACCGUUAUGUAUUAUAUGAAAUUUAAAUCAACCUCGUUCCGAUCCUCACAAAAUUCUAAGCAACCUGAUUAUCGGCAUUUUAGAGGCAAAUACACGAUAAAAUGAUCCUCUGUAACAAUGCUCAGAGAACGUAGAUAUUUUAGCGUUUUAGUAAAGAGAAAGUAGCGUGAAAAAAUCGUUGUUUCGCUGUUUACGCGAGAAAAGAUAAAGCAGAAAGCAAGAAUCAACUUAGAUCCAAUGUAAUUUAUUUAAAAGUAUUGUACAGUAGAGAGAACGUAAGGACCAAAAAUUUUCAAUAUACGAACUCUAACAUGGAUGUUGUCAGCCCUCGACUUAGUAGCUUGUAAUUAUACAAUAAGACAUCAUCUACAUAAUCGAUUCUGUUCUUUUAUAAUGUCUCAUGUUAAUCACAUAGUCUGAUGGUCUGACAUCUGAAUUGAUCUAUGAAUAUCUCUAUCGAAAUCUAAUUUUUAUAUCGCGUCGCUAUAAAAAGUUGCUUCACUAGUUCGGAUUUCUAAAAAAGAAAAGAAGAAAACUAUCUCGGGACUUAGAUCGUCCUCUCAACUAUUCACAAUGCCAAUGAAAUAUCGAAACUACUUUUAUAUACAUAUAAGUUCACAAGAAGAUUCUUCGUGAGACAAAGUUAUUUU